Sabethes cyaneus is the source of this 11282-nucleotide messenger RNA. It is a transcript of the gene ATP8B, whose product is annotated as phospholipid-transporting ATPase ID. Lineage: Eukaryota; Metazoa; Arthropoda; Insecta; Diptera; Culicidae. Gene Ontology annotation, biological process: phospholipid translocation; Golgi organization. Gene Ontology annotation, cellular component: plasma membrane. The transcript has 22 exons. Gene Ontology annotation, molecular function: ATP hydrolysis activity; ATPase-coupled intramembrane lipid carrier activity; ATP binding. The coding region runs from base 1394 to 5992 and encodes 1532 amino acids. The record is from RefSeq and is a predicted model, not a curated record.
CUGCCAGUUCGCUGCUGAAUGCCGUUCGACGUGGACCGUCGCGAACGCCGUCGCCACACCGCCGCGAAGCAAAAGUCACCGCUCUGCUGGUGACUGUCGGUUUAGUUCUUUUGAGUUCGGUUUCGGUUUCGUUGCUCUCGGUAGCCACCCCUUUUGGGUUACGACAUCAUCGCCACCAGGAAAAUAAAAACCGCGUGCGUUGCUGUUGUACGUACCACCACCCCAUCUGCUGCAUGCUGCUGCUGCUAAACCGCUGACUUUCGAUUCGUUCGACUGGCGUCGUUGAUUGUUGCCACCGCAUUUCCCGUUCCGGCUAACAUCGGAAAGAUACGAUCACUCAUAAUAAUUACGGUGGUGGCAAAACGAUUGUGCAUUAAUUUUUCGGUGUAAACAAAAACAGCAAAACUGUGUUACUGGGCGAAAUGAGUUCAAGUGCGUACGCGGCUGCCACGCAUACCCUCUAGCAGCCGCGGAAAACCCGGGCGGGGGAAAACGAAAACAAGAUUCUCAUUCGUCAGUGGGCACUGCUGAUGGAAGGGUGUCUGGUGCCACGGUUCGUUCCACCAUUUGAACACUGGCUGUGGGUUCCACCGAUUAAGUCACGGCCAACCACCUGACAAGAGGAUGCUCGUCAAUGCAAGGAUUUAACCAUCGUUUUCGAGUGAUUACGUGUGCCCCCCAAGAAGGGGUCGACAGUUCAGAUCAUUUUAUCAAUUGGAUAGAAAACAUCAAGCCACCGCAAAAUGUCACCGACAAUUGUGAUCAAUUCAUUUGACAACAAGUGAUAGAAAUGAAGAGGAAGAAAAUCAUGCUCGUUGCCAAAGUGCAUUGCUAUUCUAGCAUAGUGCGCGUCUAGUUUGUAAGUGUCGUAUCCAAUGCAUCAAUUCGAAGAAUCUAAUGGGGCCUGGUGCUUCGAAAGUGAAACAGGUUCACUUUGUGGUCGCGUGACAAAUAGCAAUUAAAAGGUGUUUUAUAGUUUUUUUUAUUGUUUUCUUACAAUCAUGUUAGUGAAGCAUAUGAGUGCAUCAAAAAUUCCACCCUAGGGAACGGUACCCUUUGAAAGUGUUUUAGCAAAUGUCCAACCGUGCCUUAACAAGUGUGCAGUGCUGAAUAGCGGCUGCUUAUAACCAAAUUUCGGUUUUAUCAGUUAUUCCUAGUGUUGUAGUUAGUGUGAAAGUGCUUAAGAUAAAAGAAAAUCUAAUAAAAUUGGGGCCAAAUUACAUCUUCACCCUUAGAGAAUAAGUAAAAAAAAAUAUUCAUCGACAAACCAAAAAGUAACCCGGCAUCCGGCAGACACCAAAGGAUACACUACCUACCUACCGAUGAAGAAAUAGUCUGCCAUAAGUGGAAAACGAACAGCCGCGAUCCGUGAGAAACGUUGCCCUUCGGAACCAUGACCAAUAUGGGCAAAAAUAAUAAAACAGCGGACAAACAACAAAAUGAACGUAGAAUACGAGCCAACGAUAGAGAGUAUAACACACAGUUUAAAUAUGCAAACAACUACAUCAAAACGUCCAAAUAUAGCAUUUUAACAUUUCUGCCUUUGAAUCUGCUGGAGCAGUUCCAACGUCUUGCCAAUUUUUAUUUUUUAUGCCUGCUGAUCCUGCAGCUGAUACCGGCCAUCUCGUCGCUAACGCCGGUCACGACGGCCAUCCCACUGAUCGGCGUACUAAUGCUGACGGCCAUCAAGGAUGCCUACGAUGACUUUCAACGGCAUAUGUCCGACUCACAGGUUAACAAUCGCCGCUCGAAAACCCUGCGCCACGGGAAGCUGGUGGACGAGCGGUGGUCGGGCGUGCAGGUCGGCGAUAUCAUCCGCAUGGACAACGAUCAGUUUGUCGCGGCGGACAUCCUGCUGCUGUCGUCGAGCGAACCGAACGGUCUCUGCUUCAUCGAAACGGCCGAGCUGGACGGGGAGACGAAUCUCAAGUGCAAACAGUGCCUCGUGGAGACGGCCGUCAUGGGCAACCAGGAGGACCUGCUGUGGAAGUUCAACGGGGAGAUCGUGUGCGAACCACCGAACAACCUGCUGAACAAGUUCGACGGUAUCCUAAGCUGGAAGAACCAACGGUAUCCGCUGGACAACGACAAGAUCCUGCUGAGGGGUUGCAUCAUCCGCAACACGCAGUGGUGCUACGGCGUGGUGAUCUUCGCCGGCAAGGACACCAAGCUGAUGCAGAACUCGGGCAAAACCGUGUUCAAGCGGACGACCAUUGAUAGGCUAUUAAAUUUUAUAAUCAUAGGGAUAGUAUUUUUUCUGUUAUCCAUCUGCGGAUUCUGUACGAUAGCGUCCGCAAUUUGGGAAGCGAUAGUAGGUUAUAAAUUUCAAAUUUAUCUGCCAUGGGAAAACAUAAUUCCAAAGGAUUACCUGCAGGGUGCAACCAUCAUUGGAUGUCUAGUCUUUUUUUCCUAUGCAAUUGUACUGAAUACAGUGGUGCCAAUUUCUUUAUACGUUUCGGUGGAGGUGAUACGAUUCGCGCAGUCCUUUCUAAUCAACUGGGACGAGAAGAUGUACUACGAUAAGACGAAAACGCACGCCAAGGCGCGUACCACAACUCUGAACGAGGAGCUCGGCCAGAUACAGUACAUUUUCUCGGACAAAACAGGAACGCUCACGCAAAACAUUAUGACAUUCAACAAGUGCAGCAUAGCCGGUCGGGCCUACGGGGAUGUUAUCGAUCUGAGGACCGGCGAAACCGUCGAAGUGUCCGAGCCUUCAUUCGACAGCAGUAACACAUCCAUUUUACUAAACGCUGAAAAGUCAUCUGGUCGCGGCACACCUCAACCGAACUCAGCCCAAUACAACACCACCACCAGCACCCUGUCCUCCACCGGUAGUACGAUAACGCUCAAAGCCACAUCAAACUGUAACUAUCACCAACUACCAACCGAACAACAGCAACAACAACAACAACAACAAAACCAACUACCCAAACAGCAGAAACAAAAUUUCGUUAAUUUCACACUGGACAGUAACAGCCACAGGCCCGAUUCCACUACACCCCGAAAGUCCCACUCUUCACUUCAUGUCAGAUUCAGUCAGCACAAAGAUAGCGAAGAAAGCAAAAUAUCGCCCACCACUGCAGCAGCUCGGGCUCGGGCGAACCCAUCCGACGACGACGCUAGGCGUCACUUUAGUCCUGAUGCCAAUGCCGUCGCCGCUGCCGCCGUUGUCGUGCAGAAUCCCCAGGGGGACACUGCUGAUAAUGCUACAACGACCUCAACAACGACGACGAUCUCGACGACCACUGAGCCACCACCCAGUGGGUGUAACACCGAUGCGCAAGGAGUGCAUGUCACCGAACCGGUGGAUUUCUCCUUCAACCCGGAGUACGAGGCGGACUUCCGGUGGUACGAUCAGGGUCUGCUCGAUGCGGUACGGGCAGAGGAGGAGCACGCGCAUAGCUUUUUUCGGCUGCUGGCUCUUUGUCAUACAGUGAUGCCAGAGGAGAAAAACGGAAGGUUAGAGUAUCAAGCACAAAGUCCAGACGAAUCGGCACUCGUUUCGGCUGCAAGGAAUUUCGGGUUCGUAUUUCGAUCCAGAGCACCUAAUAGUAUAACAAUCGAAGUGAUGGGAAAAACAGAGGAGUAUGAGCUGUUAAGUAUUUUAGAUUUUAAUAACGUUAGGAAGCGAAUGUCGGUAAUAUUGCGGCGCAACAAUAGCAUAAUAUUGUAUUGCAAGGGAGCCGACAGUGUGAUAUACGAUAGGUUAGGAAAUAAUCAGCAGGACCUGAAAGCGAAAACGCAGGAGCAUUUAAACAAAUUUGCUGGCGAAGGGCUUCGCACGCUAGUGCUGGCGGAACGACGACUGACGAAGGAAUUUUUCGAUUCCUGGCUCCUGCGGCAAAGGGAGGCCGCGCUGUCGCUGGACGGCCGGGACGACAAGCUGAGUGCGAUCUACGACGAAAUCGAGUGCGAAAUGCAACUGAUCGGGGUGACGGCCAUAGAGGACAAGCUGCAGGACGGCGUACCGCAGACGAUCGCGAAUCUGCAAAUGGCCGGCAUCAAAAUCUGGGUGCUGACCGGGGACAAACAGGAAACUGCCAUCAACAUUGGCUACUCCUGUCAGCUGCUCACGGAUGAUAUGGUGGACGUGUUCAUAAUCGACGGACUAACAAAGGCGGAAGUUGAACAACAGCUGCGAAAGUACAUGGAAUCGCUCCGCAUUGUAAACACCUAUCAUCCAACUUCGCUGCCGAAACCUUCGUUCAAUCAGAGUAGCGGCUUGACGGCGAACGGGGGCAACAGCGGCAGCUCGGGUCCGAUGAUCGAAAUCCAGAACUCGUCGCCACCGUCGGUGUCGGUGGUAACUUUUAGGUGGGAUAAUAGACAUAAAUAUACAAGUAUAGGAGGAAGCGAGGAGGCAUCGGACAGCGUUAACUGUAGCAACUACUCGGACACGGUGGGGAAACCGGACUCGUCGAUCACCGAGCUGGACGAGGGUUCCGGCGUUGCGCUAGUCAUCAACGGCCACUCGCUGGAGCACUGUCUAACGAGCGAGCUGGAAUCGAAGUUCCUAGAGAUUGCCUCGCACUGUCGGGCCGUCAUCUGCUGUCGGGUUACGCCCCUGCAGAAGGCGAUGGUAGUCGAGCUGAUUAAGAGGGCGAAAAAUGCCGUCACGCUGGCCAUCGGCGAUGGGGCCAACGAUGUUUCGAUGAUUAAAGCGGCUCACAUAGGAGUGGGUAUUUCCGGUCAGGAAGGAAUGCAAGCCGUGCUGGCAAGCGAUUAUUCGAUAGCUCAGUUCAAGUUCCUGGAACGAUUGCUGCUGGUGCACGGACGGUGGUCCUACUAUCGGAUGUGCAAAUUUUUGCGCUAUUUUUUCUACAAAAACUUUGCUUUCACAUUGUGCCAUUUUUGGUAUGCAUUUUUCUGCGGCUUCAGUGCACAAACCGUGUUCGAUCCAAUGUUCAUAUCUGUCUACAACCUGUUCUACACGUCGUUACCGGUGCUAGCUUUAGGUAUUUUCGAACAGGACGUGUCGGAUAAAAACAGUGUCGAAUAUCCGAAACUCUACACACCGGGGAUCACCAAUGCCUUAUUCAACACGACGGAAUUCAUCCGCAGUGUGCUGCAUGGGAUCUUUAGCUCACUGAUACUGUUUCUUAUACCUUACGGUACCUACAAGGAUGGUAUCUCGCCCGAUGGUUACGUACUUAAUGACCACAUGCUCCUGGGAUCUGUUGUAGCUACAAUCUUGAUCCUGGAUAACACUGCCCAAAUCGCUUUAGACACAUCCUACUGGACCGUCUUCAAUCACAUAAUGAUCUGGGGUAGCUUGUUGUGGUACUUAUUCCUGGAUUAUUUCUACAACUACGUGAUAGGCGGUCCGUACGUGGGAUCACUGACACAAGCCAUGAAGGAGGCGACCUUUUGGUUCACCACCGUGCUAACAGUUAUCGUGUUAAUGGUACCGGUGCUAGCUUCCCGCUUCUACUUUGUCGAUGUAUUCCCUAGCUUGUCUGAUAAGAUUCGUGUCAAACAACGGCUGGCGCAGCUGCGAUCCCGACAAAGUAACGAUGUCCUACGGACACCGUCAGCCAGACGUGCAAGAAGAUCACUUCGAUCCGGUUACGCAUUUGCUCAUCAGGAGGGCUUCGGUCGGCUCAUCACCUCCGGUAAGAUUAUGCGCAAACUGCCGCAAGACUUUGCCUUCCCGCUUGGUUUGGGCAGUAAAAAGCAGCAACAGCUGCAGCAGCAGCAGCAACAACAACAACAACAACAGCAGCAGCAACAGCAGACGAUUGCAGCCGGGGCGGAUGGAGGCGUUGUUAGUAUUAAAAUAAGCAACGCAACCGGAGCUAACAAUGCCAAUAACAACAGUAGUAGUAACAAUAACAACACAAACAACGCGAACAGUACGGCAGUUAUCAGCGGCAACGGUACGGUCAACAACAACAAUAGCGGCAGUCAGAUUACGAAUCUGCCCGGAAGUUCCAACAGUGAUUACAGCCCUCGGGCGCCCUGCCAGGAUUUGGAUACAAUUAAUCUGUAGUCGUCCGUACGAGUUUUUGUUCUUCUAUUAGGAGGAAAACCCAGAACUCGGUCGUGCGUAUUUGUGGAACCGUAUGUGAUUUUUGACAAAAGUUACCUGCUUGAGUUAGGAUCUAUCUUAGUUAAUUAUACCUAGUACGUGUAGGCAAACCGGUGCAGUUCCUGAGUUGAAUCAAUUCUGGAAACAAUCACCAAAUAAUAGAGAAACACCGUUGAACGUUUUAUUGAAUCAGUUUAAUUUUUGGUGUACGAAAAAUUACUGCUAAUCUAUUUGGCCAAAACACUUUUUAAAACAACCGGUCCGGCUCAGGGUGAGGUGAUUUGAUCGGAAUAUUAUGCAUGCGGGUACUGCUUCUGGAUGUAGAUUUGUUGGGUAUUUGUUGGAUGGAAUUGAGUAUCAGUUCGAUUUAACCUGUAAAUCGCGGUAUAAUAAUAUUUCUGUCGUAAGUAAAAAUUUCAUUUAACAUUUUCAACAGAAUAUCAAACAUUUGAGGCAGAAUUGGUAAAUUCUACUGCGUGGUCCUGAGUCCGGAAGUCGUCUACACUCGCUCUUGGGCUACAAAUCUCGAAUCGCGCCGAAUACCUGCUGCUCGAACAUCCUCAUCGACAGCGCACAGUCAACGAGACUUCGCUGCCUCGAAGUCGACGGUUUCUUUCGGGCUCCCUUCGGAUCAUUGUUCCAUCUGACACUCUCGCUAGCUGGCCUUGCAGCAUGCUGUGCAUAACUCACAUGAAAACAUAAUCAAUCAUCUUUAUGCGUCUGAUACAACUCGAUAGUAGUAGCGUUCCGGUUCUCAGCACCCGAUCUCGAAAGAUGCGGAUGUCACACCACGACAAAUCCUUCAGAAAAGCCGAAAAAAUAACGUAUCCAUAUAUCAUAUUUUCGUCGAUUUCAAGGCAGCAUACGAUAAAGUCGAGCGGAAACAGAUGGCAAAUAAUGCACGAUAACGGAUUUCCGGAUAAACUGGCCUGGCAGACCAAAGCUACUCUACAUCUUGUGACGUGCUACGUACGUAUUACUGGAACACUCCUGAAUUUAUUCGGAUCGCACAGAGGGUUGUAGCAAAGGGAUAGACUGUCCUGUAUGUCAUUUAACAUCGUAUUUAAGAGUAUGAUUCCACGAGCUAGCUCCAACUUCAAUGUUAUUACUAGACACCUUGCAACGGCGGAGGUAAUCUACGCCAGAUUAAAAGCAAACAUUAGAAGAGUUUGGCGUUUCGAGUAAGAAGCAUACGCCGCCGAUCGCACCGGAUAAUGUACAAAACGCUAAUCAGAUCGGUUGUUUUCUACAGACUUGAGACUAUAACAAUGCUUACGGAAUACAGACGUGCACUUGCCAUAUUCGACCUAAAGAUGUUGCGGAGUAUACAUGGAUAGCGGAGAGCGGCGUAAGCAUACGAACCACGAGUUGCCGCAACUCUGGCGAAAAUCUGGAAGUUACGGUUGGCUAUCCACGUCGCAAGGAUGAAGGACGGCUGUACAGCGAAAUCUGCUCUCUUCAAGUUGGGUUCUAACGAACAUACUUGCUUGAGCAUUUUCGUUAGAACUUCAUCUUAUAUUCCCACGCCCUGGGACUGCAACCCAGCUGCUGAUGCCGCAUUACUCGCGAGUGCCGUCACUGUCGACGACGUAAGGUAAAGAAAAAAAGAAGCGAAAAAUCUGUGUACAUACAUCUUAAUGUGCCGCAAGCCAAUGCCAACAGCUCGUGAGCGGGCUGUGCAGGAGGACGCCACGAGACUGUGUUGUUGUCGGUCGCUUUCAUUAGUGGAGUAAGCGUUAGAUGCUAUACUUCUCACACUCGCGUAAGAGUUGGCAUCGUUGGUCUUUCGCUCGAUUUGCAAUAUUGGACACCAGAAACGACCCAACGUGCUAGGUGAAUCGACCGGUUUAGAGCAGACUUAUGAAUGUGGAGAAGCUCUGGAAAUUGGCGACGAGUAGCAGAGGAGCCAGUGGAUUUAAAAUGAGUUCUUGGUAUGACACGACCGCACGAGCCACCCCGGGUCUAAGCUGCUACAGGCGGUGAUCUCUCCCAUUAACUCUCAGCUCAUGGGCUAGCAUCACCGCCAAAACGCUCAAAAACACCUAGAGCUCGCCGUUCAUUCUCCUUUAAUAUUCAGUCAAUUGACGUCUUGUAAACAGGCUUCUUCCAUAAUCAUACAAAGAACCUCAUUUUCCAGGGUUUUACUGCUUAGCGUAAGAGAGGCAAUAAUUUGCUCGUGCUCUCUCCUCGAGAGAGCUUCUCCUCCUCUCCUCUCCUCCUUAUAACCUGCUGUAUUAUGAGAAUCAAGUCACAGGUCACAGGUUCCCCUUAAAACUUUCACGCAACAACUCCAUUGAUACUGACAAAACCUGAAUAACAACGAAUUAAAAUCUACCGUGUCACAUCACUGACCUCGCAAAAUGAGCCCCCUGUAGCGCAUUAACACCCGAUGGGUAACCAUUCUUUCUGCCAGUAUAAGGUGCUUCAUUUUAGCAUCUAUUUGGAGUUUAUUACGAGUCCAAUUCUCGCCGCUUCUUAACAGGCCUUCCACUGCUCUACUGAAGCUCGAUGUGGAGCUAUCAAGAGUGACACGUAUCAACCUAAUCAGUUUAGCUCAAUCAAAAUCCGCCAUUGGUCAUUUCGCUUUACCGAAUCGUACGCUGUCUUGAAGUCCGUAAAUAUAUGGUACGCUUGAAGGUUGAAUUCUCAAAAUUUGUUAUCGUUCAUCUUGAAAAACACAUUGGUAUUCGUCAGCAAAGACUUCCUGUAACGAUCUCGGUAGAGCAAGACAUGGGAGAAAAUUGGGCCCUUUCCGAAGAGUUUAAGCAUUUCAUACUAUAUAUCUCUUCGUUUACCACAAAUCCCGAAGAAAAUAACAGUGAUUCAAAAGUUUUCUUCUCGUUGAUCAUCAGCCACAGAAGGACCUUCUGCGGAAACUUGGUGAGGGACAUAUAUUUCCCGUCAUCGUUUUCCUCUUUGGAGGGGGACGUAAAGUAUCCGGUCCCCUGCCAGUCGUUGCCGUUUAGCGUCAAAUAGGUCUCGUCAUCCAUUAUGACCACGACGUCGCACUUCACCGGAAAGAUGUUUUUACCAGUACGGCAGCACCUUUAGCUGCUCCUUCUGGGUAGUUGCCGGUUGCUCAGGCACGACCGAUCUCGACUGUCGCUUCCACAUAAAAUCGUUCAUUUUGACCAGAAAAUUCUAAACUGUUCGUCCGAUGUUUCCAACAUCCCGGCCCAAAGCGGAGAACGAUGAGGCCAUCCGUACUCUCGGUCUUCCUAUUCAGCUUCUGCUGCACUUUGCGGUCACAAGAAAUCGUUCUCCAGAAGAAAGACCAUGUUGUAAAUUCCAGAACUGGUAUGUCCGGCGAACACGACGUGCUUCACGAUAUCCAACUUCUUCGCUCCAGAGUGGACCUGCCAGUACGAACAAAGCAUCGAGCGUAGUUGCUUGACUGUUUCCGCCAUAACUGCUACAAAUCAACUGAUAAUACUGUCAUGUAUUUUCUGUACACAACAGGCUCUGCCACCACUCCUAAUCAAAUGGAAUCUCAUUGGCUGUGUUCUGAUGACUGAAUUUUCGCUUUAUUAACAGAACGUUUGGGGACUUGACGAUUUUUUGACGGUAAUUUAAAGGAACUUCGAAGUUAAUGUGCUGACUGAAAUCAACUAAUAAAUCUCAUGAAAUUUAAAUUGAUUUAAAUCUCACUCGUAUUUUAAAUGCAACCUGCGAAAUGUUAGAUAAACUCAAUUUACUUAGCACAUCUAAAUAAGAACGCGAACCCUGACACCCUUCAUCCUGGGGCAGGCAUGCAAACUCCGAUCCAGCCAAAGACCUUUCACUGAGCCUACAACAAAAGCAUUUGAAAUCAUCCUUUCCAAACGUAACGUAAAAUACGGACCACAAAGUGGUCCAUAAACUCGUACCACUGUUGUCACGUCAUAUCGUUUCAUUACAGAAAGUAAAAAAAGUAACAAACUAUAUGUAGCUGUUAUAUCCUUGUAUCGAAAGUAUAUUGUUAAACCAACACACAAUUUUAACGAAAUGUGACUUAAACUCUAAAGCUAUAGGUUCUGGCAUCAAAAUUCCGUUGAUCCGGAUGUUGAACGCGCGUGUCUAUAGGCAAGACACUAAAGCAAAAAAAAAAACAAACAAACUAAGCUAAACUUACUGAUAACAAAACAAACAAAUAAUAUACUAUGAAACUUAGCGAUUAAGCAAAAACUUUGCCUUCAUCCUCUGCGAGUCUCUCUGAACCAAACUGCAUCAAGAUGCCGUCAGUCGGUCGAUCGGUCGAACGAUCGAUCGAUCGUUCGCACAGCAAAACGGAAACAAACUAUGUAACAUGAAAGAGUAACAAUAAUAGUUUAUAAUAAAUUAUAUUCUCUUACUGUAGUGCAUACCUAGCUAAACUAAGGUAAGGCAAGUAAAAAAACACCGGUACCGGUUAGGCCUCUAGCCCCCCUCUCAGUUUCAUCCAUAGAGCACUUCAUCGAUCGACGCACACCGAUUUAAAUACAGAUCAACCAAAACAAUGCCUAAUCUCCAUUAACCGUUUGAGGGGGGGCUAGAGGACGUGGCUCCGAAGCGGUUUCGGUCCUAUAUAUACAACCUUUUGUCAUUUGGUCGAAAGCUGAAGAUGUAUCUGGAGGUCAACAACCUUACACUACAUAAAUUAGUAAACUUACGUAUGUGAUCACACCGUAAUUCUGUUAGAACUCAGUGUAAAUAUUGGCUAAGCUAGGCAGGAACAGCUCUAUGUAUAUGGACAAGCGAAACAAUUGCAAUUGUAGGCUAGCAUGUUUUCAGCGAGGAAGGGGAGGGGUAAAUGUUCAUAUUCGUAUGGAACAGUUGAAGCUUUAACGCGAGAAUUUAGAGUGCGUCGAGUAGGAGAACCAAGUUGCCUUUUUGAUUUAAUCAACCGUGUUGAUGAUAAUUUUCCUAUUUCAGUUACCAAUUUUUUAGAAUAAUUAAGUACAGGUCUGGCUUGGAGCAAUUAUCGAAGAAGAAGAAUGCGUUUAUUGUUAUGUGGAAAAAAUUCUAGUGAUACAUGAUAAGUAUUGUUUAACGUGUUAAGUUUAACUAUUUUUUUAAUGUGAAACGAAAGGAACUGGGACAGUUCGAUCCAUUUGUUCAGGUUGGGACCAUGUACGUCCAAUAAAAAAAACAAUCAUAAACAAAUUUUAGGUAAACUGAACAGAAAACCGAAUCAUUUUGCAUUCCUGUCAGAAAUCAACGAGAAAAAAGAGGCGCAACAGUUGCAUGAGCCAGCGAGCCUUUGAUUUGAUUGAAUAAAAGUUCGAAGUUGAGC